ACAUGUCGUCACUUUUAUGCUUUUGAAUUAGACGGAUUACAUCCCACUUUUGAAUCGUUCGUUCAGGCUUUCUGCAGGAAUAUUAAUAAAUGACGCAGACACCCGUAAGCCUGAGGCUCACUUUACCACCGAAGGCUACAUUCGCCGGACGUACCGGCGUUGUACAGGUCUUACAGGCUACGACACCCACCUCCAGCCAUGGGAUCAUCCAAAUUGGAUCUCCCACGGUUAAAGGAUUUUCUACUGUUCGCCCUCUCAUUCAGGCCUCCAAUACCAUACAUGUCAAUUCCAACACAGCCGUGCAGUACGUUCGAAAGCCAUCCGAAAUGACAGUUAUCAAUCCCGGUACCGCUUACGUCGCAUCUCCCAUGGGCCAACCCUAUCCCACCUACGGCGGUCCCAUCAUGUCGAUAAAUGCGAAUGUAAUGCAGUCGAUACCUGGCCCCCAAGGACUUGCGCAUAGCACGAUCAAUCAAAUGGGCGGUUCUGGUACUGUCAUGUCUAGUUUGGCAAAUUCUCGAAAGCCCUGCAAUUGCACAAAAUCCCAUUGCCUGAAACUGUACUGCGAAUGCUUCGCACAAGGACAGCUUUGUCAGAAUUGCAACUGCAACAACUGCAUGAACAAUCUGGCUUACGAAGAGGAACGUGGUCGUGCGAUCAAGAUGACGCUGGAACGCAAUCCUACUGCAUUUCAUCCAAAAAUUGGUCGUGGCGAAGGCGAGCGCAAGCACACCAAGGGGUGCAACUGUAAACGUUCAGGUUGCCUUAAAAAUUACUGUGAAUGUUACGAGGCAAAAAUCAGUUGCUCCGACCUAUGUCGAUGCCAAGGUUGUCGAAACACAGAGGAUAGUGUUGAGCGCCGCUCCCUCAUGCGGCUUGCCGCGAUGGGAUCUUUGCGAUCACGGCAACCUGCGUCCUACAAGAAACACCUGAUCGAGCCACCGUCUGAAACAUUACCCCACUGCUUUUUUACCUGGGAAGUUAUUGAAGCGACCGCCAGUUGCCUUUUGGCUCAAGCAGAGGAAGCAGAGCGUCGCGAUCUGCCACCUGCUGCUCAAGAACGCAUAGUGUUGGAAGAGUUCGGUCGAAUUCUUGAACACGUUAUCGACUCGGCAAGCAAGGCUCAAAUUCGUCCCGCCGGAAGUAUUCACGCUCCUGAUAGCGAUGAGGAGGAAUCACUCAUACAUACAGUUCCCCAAGUGAGCUACAAUCCAAGGACCGGCAGGACAGUCGGCGCAGCAACGGCUGCAGCCGCUGCAGCUGACGUCCUGUUGCGCAGUGAAGAAGAAGACGAAGAUGAUGAUGAUGAGAUAAUGAACGAGAUGGGAGUUAGCAACGAUGAAGAUGAUGCAGAUGAUAUGGACGAUGAUAUGUUUGACGAAGACGACGACGACCUCACCUCCAACGGCCCAACUCACCGAUGAAUGUUAAACCCUAUAUAUUCUCGUUUUCAGCGAGACACACCUGUACAUAAAACCAUUUUCUAGUUCAACAACCACGAAUGAUCGGAAAAUGUACAAUAGUAAAGAGCAUCGAUUUUCAAUUUUGAUAGGGUAUAACAAUUGUCUGUUGUUCCCGGCUGU
This is a messenger RNA of Dicrocoelium dendriticum, 1583 nucleotides long. The record is from the annotation of a GenBank genome assembly. NCBI's taxonomy places the organism in Eukaryota, Metazoa, Platyhelminthes, Trematoda, Plagiorchiida, Dicrocoeliidae.